Magallana angulata is the source of this 2926-nucleotide messenger RNA. RefSeq names its product sodium/hydrogen exchanger 9B2-like. Gene Ontology annotation, cellular component: membrane. Bases 510 to 2006 code for a protein of 498 amino acids. Gene Ontology annotation, biological process: proton transmembrane transport. The transcript has 9 exons. Gene Ontology annotation, molecular function: antiporter activity. Lineage: Eukaryota; Metazoa; Mollusca; Bivalvia; Ostreida; Ostreidae. The record is from RefSeq and is a predicted model, not a curated record.
UUAAAUAUUAAGAAAACAAAACUAACCUAAUUAUAAUUAAAAUCUUUCUAAAAUGGUAGAAAUCAAUAUUUAAUUUUCUUAAUGUGGUUGAACUUCUAAUAACAAUUGGUUUAAUCUAAAGUUCAUCUUACCUGUAUCUUUAAACUCUUUAAAGUUCUGUCUCCAGCACCAAAAUUCAUUAAAACAGUUCUAUAUAAAUGAAUUCCAGUUUUCGGUGCGCAUGCGCAUGACAUAUUUUUCGCCCCGUCCCCGUUUUUACAAGAAAUUGUUAAAGAAAAAAAUAAGGAAAUUCUAUGAUUAAUCAGUCAUUAGGGAAAGACUCUGUAUGGUCAUUUAAUAAAACGUUGCUGUCAAAACAAACAGGUAGGUAGGAUGUGUUCCUUAGUAUUGAAAGCUGUAUGAAUGAACGUGCAUAGAGACUGCACGCUUGGUCCUUUUGUAACGAACCGUUUCUGAUAUUUCAGAACCAUUGAAAGAGAAUCAUUUAUUCCAAAACUAAGUUGUCAAAGAUGGCUUUUCAAAGACUGUGUUCUUAUAAACUUCGAGAAUUCCUGGCAAUGCUGGCCCAGUUUACGAUGCUGAUGGUGAUGGUAUGGACAACAACCCUCUCUAUCACGGACAGGCUGGCACUGCCCGGGGGUCACAUAUUCUCUCUCCUCGUCCUGUUUACCAGCGCUGUGGCGGGGGGAUACAUUUUCUCCAGGAUAUAUUUACCUCCGUUACUAGGCAUGGUGAUCGCCGGGUUUGCUUUGAGUAACGUGCCUGUGCUGUCAGAGAUUGGACACAAUAUAUCGCCGGUCUGGUCCGGAGCAUUAAGGCGGAUGGCUCUGACGGUGAUCCUGAUUCGGGCCGGUCUAGGACUCGAUCCGGUAGCCCUGAGGAAACUCUCAGCCACUGUCAGCAGACUGGCCUUUCUACCCUGUCUUCUAGAAUGUUUGACAUGCGCAGUCGUUUCACAUUUCCUGAUGGACCUUCCUUGGGUGUGGGCUUUUCUUUUAGGAUUUGUUCUUUCCGCCAUUUCCCCGGCUGUCGUGGUUCCCUCCCUCCUAAGUCUAGCAGAGCGAGGUUUCGGGUUGGAUAAGGGGAUCCCAACUCUAGUUAUUGCUGCUGCUAGUAUCGACGAUGUCGUGGCCAUCUCAGGGUUCGGAAUCUCUCUUGGCAUUGCGUUUUCAACAGGUGACUUAGCGUGGACGAUAGCCAAGGGACCACUUGAAGCACUGCUUGGAAUAGCGUAUGGGUGCAUUCUGGGAAUAUGUUUGUGGUUUAUUCCAGCCAAAAAUAGUUCCAAUUUAGUUUUCUUUCGCGCCAUGUUGCUUUUUACGGGAGGGUUGCUGGCAACCUUUGGCAGUACGUAUAUAGAUAUGGCCGGCGCUGGACCGCUUGGCUGUCUGGUCCUGCCUUUUGUCAGCGGCAUCAGGUGGAGAAAGAUGAACACACCAGAACAGACCGCCGCCAUGACUGAAGCGGUUGGUUUGUUGUGGAUGAUAUUUCAGCCCGUUUUAUUUGGAUUGAUUGGUGCCGCGGUCAGGAUAGAACAAAUACAGGAUCCCUACAUUGUUGGAUUUGGUGUUGCCGUCCUGGCUUCUGGCUUACUGGUGCGAUGUUCCGUGACAUUUUUAGCCGUACUUAGGUCUGGUUUGAAUCUUAAAGAACAAAUAUUUGUGUCACUGGCAUGGAUUCCAAAGGCGACAGUGCAGGCCGCUAUAGGUGGACUGGCAUUGGACCAAGCUAUAAAAGAUAAAAACGAGACGUUGAAGCCUCUGGGAUUGACAGUUCUCACAAUUGCGGUAUUGUCCAUUAUAAUCACGGCUCCUAUUGGCGCCUUGGCUAUUGCAAUCUCAGGACCAAGGUUCUUAAAGUCAGAUCAUUUAAAGAACGAAUUAUCUUGUUCAUCAAAUGACCAUCAAGAUUCUCAAGAGAAAGAGGAAAAAAUUGUGAUUGAAACUGAGAUAGUAGGGGAGAAGCCAUGUUUGACAGAAGCUGCUGAUGUAGUUACACAUAUCUGACACAUAACGUUACAAAAGUGAAACAUAGUGAACGGUUUAUUUAUUGAACAGUCAUAAUAGAGACUAGCAAUGACAUAUACAUUAGUUCAUGGAUAGUUGAAAUUAUACUUCAACUUACGCAGUUAUGUAUGCGAAUACUUUACAAAUUCAGUAUGUUAAAACUGUUAUACAUGUAUUCCUAUUCAAUGAACAUAGUCAUAAUAUUUUGAAUGAUCACAUACAUGUAUUAGUCUACUUGAUCAACCUCAGGUAAUCCACAUAUAUCAGUUUUAUAAUUAUGGUACAUGUAUGAUGUGUUAUAUAAAAAAAAAACGGGUGUUCCGUGCCGGUAACUGAUGCUCUUGAUCAUGAUAAUUUCUCAGGAGAAAAAGGGGGUGUUGCAGUUCCUUUGCGACGUUGUAUAUGAAGCAGUGUAGAAUUUCAUCUGGAAAGUUUAAAGUUAAAAGUUGUAUUAACAUUUAUAAGAAUUUUAAUUUACUGAUAUGAAAUUGAAAUAGUUACCCAAACAAAUGUGGCAGAUUUCACGCUUUAUUAAAAAAGACGACCUCAUCCUUGUGAAAAACUGCCUCCUUGAAACAAAAUUUAUUCAAUCAACGUGUAGAGUAAGACAAGUUCUUGAAAACUUCCAUUUCCGAUUUUUGUUUCAUAGAGGCGUAUUUUAAAAAGAAAAUCUAACUUUUGCGGGGAAAAAAUCAUUGAUGCCUUUGAAAUAUAAGAACGUUGUGUUAAAUCCGUCGCUUUAGGUCAUGUUUAGAUUAGUCGAGUGGUGAACAGUUAGAAUAGAAUGUGACAGUUUCUAAAUUUUUUUGAUUGGGGUUCGAAUCCCGAAACAGUUCGAACUUUUUUUAUAUUCAUGUUUUGCAUGAAAAGGUAGUGUUUAUAGAUAAUUCAAGAAUGUCAGAAUAAAGUUAUUUAAAUGU